Struthio camelus australis is the source of this 2836-nucleotide messenger RNA. Lineage: Eukaryota; Metazoa; Chordata; Aves; Struthioniformes; Struthionidae. The record is from RefSeq and is a predicted model, not a curated record.
AUGGAGCCAGGUACCGGCAGACAGAGCUUGGAGAAUCCCGGUUCCUGCCGCAAGCUGGUAAGCCUGCUGCUGAUUGGAAUCGCAGCAUGGGGUAUAGGCUUUGGCCUCAUAUCUAGUUUCAGAGUCGUUGGAGUAGCAAUUGCAGUAGGAAUUUUUCUCUUCCUAAUCGCCUUAGUUGGACUGAUUGGGGCAGUGAAACAUCAUCAAGUAUUGCUAUUCUUUUACAUGAUUAUUCUUUUGCUCGUCUUUAUCGUCCAGUUUUCUGUCUCCUGUGCCUGUUUGGCACUAAACAAGGAACAACAGAGUCAGCUUCUAGAGGUUGGAUGGAAUAACACAAACAGUGCAAGAACAGAUAUUGAGAGAAAUCUGAAUUGUUGUGGAUUCAGAACCUUUAAUCCAAAUGAAACCUGCUUGUCUGAUUGCUUUAGAAGUCACCAGUGUCGACCAUGUUUACUGGUAAUCGAAGAAUAUUCCGGAAUGGUGCUGAGAUUUGUUGGAGGUAUAGGACUCUUCUUCAGUUUCACAGAGAUUUUGGGAGUCUGGCUGACGUACAGAUACAGGAACCAAAAGGAUCCCCGUGCAAAUCCUAGUGCAUUUCUUUGAUAAGUUUAUAAAGGACUGAAUCUUCUCCCUGUGCCCUUUACUUCAGAAUAUCAAAUCUCCAUAGUUUGGCAUUUCUCCAUAACAGGGAAUCUCCAUGUGCCCAGAGGAAAACUUUCUUUCCAAAGAAGUUCAUAGUUGUCAUCUUUAGUUUCCCAUUGUUUCCUUUCUAAGAAUCUCUGUCCUAAAGUUGAUUAGUGUAUUCAGUAGCUGGACAGAAUCAGAAUGCUGCUCAGAGCUGGUUAAAUAACUUUGUUAAUACUUCAACAAUUGAUGUGGUGAACUGUAUUCAGUCAGUUUUAUAGCACUACUUGCUGCUUUGGUGUGUAAAAAGCCAAAAGUAUUUCCUGCUCUAUUCAUUGAUUACAGAAAAUUCACACGACUUCUCAUUAAAAUGAUAAAAACCUAUGUUGGGUGCUUGGAGCUUAUGAGUUGGUUAGCCAUUAGGAUGAAUUAUAGUAGACUUAUUUUUAUGUCUUAAUAAUGGUCUCCUGAUUUCCUUUUAGGGUAAAAAUAGAAAAAUAAUAGCGGAAGAUGUUAUUUUCUGUACCGCACAUAAGUGCGUAUUAAUGGACUAUUGUAGUCUUCUCCAUUCCUCACCCCUCUUCCCUGUUUGUUUUGGGUUUCUGGUAGCUUUAGAAUUCCUUUAAGAGAGUAAAAAUACUUUUUUAUUUUUAAUGGGUAUCCUUCACUAAAGAGGAGAAGGAAUGAAGAAAACCAAGAAAAUGUAAUCUGCAGCUGAGUAACUUGAAACUUGUCUUUAGGAAGUGAAUGAAAUCUGGUAUAUGCACAACAUCAGACUCAAUCAUCAGUGGUCUGUCUUCUUGUUAAUGUAAGAAACUUGACUUGAUGUCUGGAAAGUUGUUGUACAACUAUUUUUACAGAUGGUGUAAAAUUGUUGUGAUAAGUUAGCAGUAUAUAUUCCUCCGUCAUCCAGCUGAAAGACUUGAUUUGAUGAGAGAUUGCAUAGUGUUUAAAAAAAAUAAUUAUGUUUUCAGUAGUUUGUUUAAAAAAAAAUUAAAAAGUUGAAAUUGUUUUGCAGUAUUCUUGUAGCGUCUGAGCUGAAGGAAAGCGUGGUCCAACCUGUGAUACAAGUGAUGCGGUAAGGUGGAAGAUUGGACAUCUUGACACUAGAGGUGCACAAUGCUCUGGUUGUUUUUAAUCACACUGAAUUGCAGAUCUGUACUGCAUCUUUUCUUCAUUAAGUACCUACUUCUGGUAUGGUAAGCAGCUGCUGUAGCCUGAAAGGCAACUCUGAAGGAGGUGCAGCAAGAAAAGAGGAAAAGUAUUAAGGCCGUCUGCUAAGGAGCACUACAGCUCAGUGAAGUGGAAAGGCAGACUCCUUUGGAGGUAGAAAGUGCAAAUGGAAGUGGGUUCUCAUAGGGUUUCCCUUUACUAGGGAGAUACCCUCUUUCUUUUGCAGAGGAGACAAAAAAGUUUAAAUAAUGGUCCAUCAGAACACUUCUGGACUUGCAUGUGCACAGUGCUCCCAAAGAAGAAAUUGCCUUGGGGAAUCAAAGGGACGAGCUGACCCUAAACGCAGAGAGCGAUGUGAAGAGCUUGGUAAGAACAGCUUCUCCUCAGUGAGUGGCAAGCUCUUACCAUUUCUUCAGUAUCUACUAUCAGCGCCAUCUCCUGGUGUUUACUCUGAGUUACUGUGCUUCAUAUGUCUAGAAAUGUGGAUGUUUGUAUUUCAAGCAAAUACGUCUACACUUAGAGUAAGACUGCACUCCUAUACUAAAAGGAACGGGACUAAGAGCCUUCAGGUUAUUCCUAGCAUUAUGUAAAUGUAGGCAGCUGCUUUUAGAGUGCUGUCCUGUUUACGCAAGUAACCAGUCAUUCUUGAUAUGUGUCAAGAUGAUGAUGGUCAUCUCAUGGUGGUUUAUAGCAACAGUUAAUUUUCCUAGUCUAGAUCGGCUCUGCAUUUUGUACAUAAAUAUAAUGAAUGGAAGAGGAGGCUUAUGAAGAGGAUGUAUGAAGGUUAAAAUAAUAUCAUGUGGCUGCUACAAUUCUAACUUUUUUUUCCCCUAAUUGUUUUUAGCACUUGGUUUUGGGUGGUUCUUAGUUUCGUAACUGUGAUUGGUGAUCUUGGAGUGUGAACGGAUUACUGAGAAAAUACUGAAACUGUUACUGCUUUAAAAACUGUUGUGUCUCAGAACUCUUAUUGUGAGUUUGUUCUAGUUUUCAAGAGACAGAUCUGUGGAUCUGGUGGUUGCAUUAAACUUUUUCUAACCUA